Aspergillus campestris IBT 28561 is the source of this 1866-nucleotide messenger RNA. RefSeq lists its product as uncharacterized. The transcript is spliced from 3 exons. Lineage: Eukaryota; Fungi; Ascomycota; Eurotiomycetes; Eurotiales; Aspergillaceae. The record is from RefSeq and is a predicted model, not a curated record. Bases 148 to 1566 code for a protein of 472 amino acids.
CGAGACUGGGACGAACCUCGUUCCGCCGUCUCUGUCAAGCGCUACGUCAUCCCCUCGGACGACGACCGAGAUCGAGACCGCGACUUCUUCCGUCGUCGAGACAACUCCGAUCGUGAUCUGGUCAUCCGUCGCUCCGACGAUCCCAUCAUGGCUUCGCGCUACGAGCGUGACUACGACUCACGCCCCUACUCCGAGAGGGACUACUACGAACGUCCCGUCUACGUCCACCCGCGCGAGUCCGACUACGAGAUGGUCCAACGGUCCGAGAUAGAUCGCGAUCCGGCCUACUCGUAUCACCGCCGGGCCCGCGACUACGACGACGACCGUCGGUUCCGUCGCGAGCUGAGCCCCAGCGACUCCGUCUCCCAGGCCACCCGUCGCCGGGACGACCAUGGUUACAGCAGCGACGACAGCAUGGUCUACGUUCGCAAGGAUGGCUUCGACCAUGAAGACCACCCCAAUCAUCACCGUCACAUGGCGGAGGGCGCCCUGGUCGGCGUCGGUGCGGCCGAGUUGCUCCGCCAGCGCCGGAAGAAGGACGGCAAGGAGGAGGAGUCUGACGGUUUGGGUCGCAUCGGACGCGAUGUCGGCGCCGGGGCCCUGGGCGCCGUCGCCGUCAGUGCCGCCUCCCGCGCGCGGGACUACUACCGCAGUCAGAGCCGCCAUCGCUCCCACUCCUUCGACGAGGACCGCCGCUCCCGUUCGCACCGUCGCCAUCGCCACCGUCAUUCGCACAGCCAGUCGCGCCACGGCCGCUCCCACUCGCGUUCCCGCGCGAGGACCUUCGCGGAACUGGGCCUCGGCGCCGCCGCCAUCGCCGGGGCGGUCGCCUUGGCCCGCAAGAAGUCGACUGACGACCGACGCAGUCGCUCCCGGCACCGUCGGUCCUCCGCGUCCCGCGCCGACCACGCCCCCGGGGACGAGACCCGCAGCCGCUCCCAGGCGCGCAAGCACAUGGCCGGCGCCGGCCUGGCCGGGGCCGCCGUGGCGGGCCUGGUGGACCGAGCCCGCAGCCGCUCGCGUCCCCGCCACCGCUCGCGCUCCCGCUCCCAGAGCCGGCUGCGGCAAGUGCUCCCGAUCGCCGCUGCCGGGUUGGGCACUGCCGCUGCCACGGGUCUGUACGAGAAGAACAAGGAGAAAAAGGACCGGAAAGAGUCACGGCAUCGGGAGCGACGGCACUCGCGUUCCCGCUCUCGCAGCCGGGCGCCGUCCGAGCCGUACUAUUCUGAGGCCCCGCGGGACUCAACCGGUCUGAUCGAGUACGGCGAGGACCCGGUUCACGGCAGCAUCCCCGCGGCCGACUACUACGGCCGUCCCACGGGCCCACACGGUUCCUACCCCGACUCCUCGCGCCACCGCCAUCGUAGUCGCAGCCGGGGGCGGGGUCGGCAGCACAGUGGGAGCUCGUCUGACUCUGACUCAGGUAGACGUCGCAAGCAUCGCAGCCGCUCCCGCAGCGUCGCGGAGGCGGCGCUGGCCGCCGCCGGGGUCGGAUACGGCGCCCACAAAUACUCACAGCGCAAGGACCGCAAGAAGGCCGAGAGGUCUCGGUCUCGACCACGUUAGGUACGAUGAUGACGGACGCUAUGACACGCACGAUGACCCGUACUACUCGGAGCCCUAUUCACCCUAUUCGCCCCCUUAUUCGUCUUCUCCCCCGGUGCGAUCGCCCAUUGACAGCCACGCCUAUCCCAAUGGCAGCCCUUUCCCGCCGCCUCCUGGCUCCGCACCCCGUCCGGCCGGCAGCGCCGCCCCAUAUCACCCGGGCGAGUACUAUCCGCCUCCACCGGGCGCAAUCCCUCCGCCAGGGGCGGUCCCUCCACAGCCUGCGUACGCGGGGCCUCCUCCCGGCGGGCGGGAACCAUA